AUGGCUUCAAGUUCGAGUUUAGUUCCAAUUAUGCUGCAAUAUGGAGAAGAGUGGUUAAGUGAUGUACAGUUUGAAAAGUUUACAAUCAAUGGAUUACUUUUGAAUUCGGAUUGCAGAGAAUCCUUAAUUGGAAAUUUGAUCGAAACAUCUCCGACUGCUAUUCAAGUUCAUCCGAUACCUAUUUCUGAUUAUAUAAUUGAAGAUGAAGAAAUGAAAGAACAGACUGAAUCGAUAAUUAAGGAUCCACUUUAUAGAGAUGUUGAACAAGGGCAAUUGUACUGGGAUAAAAAUACCAUAUCAAGUGUGAUGAAACAUUAUGCAAUCCAUGGGAGAUUCCAAUUUAAGGUGAAAAGAUCAUCAUUAUCAAGAUCUUCAAGUCAACAAAAUUCAGAAGUUUUCAUAGUGACCAAAUUUGUCGAUGAUCACACUUGUCCAAUUACGGACAGAAUGCUUUCACAAUGGCAUGCUACUUCUUUAACCAUCACAAAAUUGGUGAAGCACAAUUUUAUAAAUCUAAAGUCAACAUACAGUCCAGCAGAGAUCAUGGAAGAAAUGAGAAAUUUGUACGGAAUUAAGAUGAACUACAAAAAAGCAUAUAGAGCCAAAGAAAAAGCACUUGAACUGGUCAGAGGUUCCUUGCAUGAAUCUUAUGCUAAAUUGCCAGCUUACCUAUACAUGGUAAACACAAUAAAUCCUGGAUCAUUCACAAGACUACACAAAAUGGAGGACAAUCACUUUUUAUAUGUUUUUGUCAUGUUGAGCACAUUAAUUAGGGGCUGGAGAUAUUGUAUGCCUACCAUUGUUGUUGAUGGAACUUUUCUGAAAUCUGCAUACAAGGGAACAAUGUUUUCUGCUAGUGUGCUGGAUGCAGCAUCAUAUGCUGUUGUUGAUUCUAAAAAUGAUGCUUCAUGGGAAUGA
This is a messenger RNA of Capsicum annuum, 918 nucleotides long. RefSeq lists its product as uncharacterized. Lineage: Eukaryota; Viridiplantae; Streptophyta; Magnoliopsida; Solanales; Solanaceae. The record is from RefSeq and is a predicted model, not a curated record. Bases 1 to 918 code for a protein of 305 amino acids. The transcript has 4 exons.